Messenger RNA from Rhizopus microsporus ATCC 52813, 870 nucleotides. RefSeq names its product Mg2+ transporter protein. Gene Ontology annotation, cellular component: membrane. The transcript is spliced from 5 exons. Gene Ontology annotation, biological process: intracellular magnesium ion homeostasis; magnesium ion transmembrane transport. The record is from RefSeq and is a predicted model, not a curated record. The annotation marks the transcript as partial. Gene Ontology annotation, molecular function: magnesium ion transmembrane transporter activity. NCBI's taxonomy places the organism in Eukaryota, Fungi, Mucoromycota, Mucoromycetes, Mucorales, Rhizopodaceae.
UUCUGGAUUGACGUUACUUCUCCCUCAUUGGCAGAAAUGAAGGCUAUUAGCAAAAUAUUCCAUAUCCAUCCGCUAACCACAGAGGAUAUAAUGGCACAUGAAAUACGCGAAAAAUGUGAUGUUUUUAGGCGCUAUAUAUUUAUAUGUUAUCGUGCAUUUUUACAUGACAAUUAUCAGCUUAAACCAAUGACAUUUUAUAAUAUAAUAUCCAAGCGCCACAUAUUGACAUUUCAUUUUGGACAUGUGCCUCAUACAGAACAUGUAUUAGAAAGGGUGAUCCAAUUACAAGAUUAUAUCGAAGUGGUUCCUGAUUGGAUAAACUAUGCCAUCAUGGACGAAAUAACAGAUAGUUUUGCGCCUAUGAUUCAGCAAAUAGAGUCCGAAGUAGACACGAUCGAUGAUUUAGUUUUGUUAUACAAGACUGAUCAAACAGAUAUGGUUUUAAGGAUAGGCACUUGUAGAAAAAGAGUGAUACAGAUGGUCAGACUACUUGGUACUAAAGCAGAAGUGGUUAAAGCACUCAUGAAGCGUAUUGAAGAGCGUACAAUGGGGCGUAUUUACCCUGAUGUGGGCCUCUAUUUAGGAGAUGUUCAGGAUCAUAUCUUGACUAUGCUUCAGAACCUAAACCAUUAUGAGACAGUUCUUGCAAGAUCAGAGUCUAACUAUUUGGCUCGCAUGUCUAUUGAGCUGACGCAAACAUCCAAUUCUACUAACCAUGUGAUCGGCCGUUUGACUAUAUUCGCUACUAUUUUGUUACCAAUGAAUCUCAUUACUGGUUUAUGGGGAAUGAAUGUCAAAGUACCCGGAAAGGACUACGAUAACUUGAUUUAUUUUUUUUGGAUAGUGUUCAGUCUAGUCGCUUUUGCUAUU